Messenger RNA from Vespa crabro (European hornet), 1345 nucleotides. RefSeq lists its product as uncharacterized. Gene Ontology annotation, biological process: arachidonate secretion; phospholipid metabolic process. Lineage: Eukaryota; Metazoa; Arthropoda; Insecta; Hymenoptera; Vespidae. The record is from RefSeq and is a predicted model, not a curated record. The transcript is spliced from 5 exons. Bases 442 to 1218 code for a protein of 258 amino acids.
UAAGAAAUAAGAAAAGUUAUUUAAGUUAUUAUUAAAAAAAAUACACAAUGUUUUCGAACUAUUUUGUAUUUAACGACUUCUUGUGGUAGAAUAGUAUGUCUGGUAAAAUGUUAUCAUUUAUAAUUGAUACUAUAUGAUAGGUGUUUUUUGAUGUCUGUAAAAAACAUUAGUUGCAAAAAUCAUUAGUCGCAAAAAAAAACUUACGUGUAUAAAAUGUGUUCUCUGUUAUGUUUUCUAAAUGGUCACGUACAUUAUUUAUUAACGAAAUCUUGGAUGGGUCUCAAGUGAGAUUUCGAAAAUAAUUAUCAGUAUAUUUGUUAUUAUUAUUGUUUAAGAGGAAAGUGUAAGGUUUCAGGUAUAAAUUGUGGAAGAAAUAACAUUAUAAAUCUUAUUCGGAUAUAUGAAUUUGAUGUAUGGACGACUAUUUUUUAUAAAAUUAAAAUGAAUUCGACGAAUAUGAUAAUAUUCUUUUUCCUAACAUUAUUUAUCAGUAGUUUACAAAAGCCUAUUUUUUUUAAAAAUACCUUCAAAGGAUUGCGAGGAAUUACGCCGGAACUUAAUUGUUUAACAUACGUAAGAGCGGUUUAUUAUUACGAGCAAACUGUUGCUAUCGUUGAUCUCGCAGUUAAUAACGUAUUACACGAUUGUAAUCUUAUCGAAAUAUAUGAACCAGAAGAAGCUAACGAAGUACUUCGAAAUCUAUCACUAACUGUAAAUCCACAGAAAGUGUCUUUUCAGCAGAUGAUAAAACUUAUGCAACAAUGUGAAACUUUGGAUAGUCUACAAUCUCAAGAAUUAUCUAUUUCUGAAGAUACGCGAAACGAAAAAAGUUAUUCUCGAAUAAGUUCAUUAACAUUAUUAUCAGGAAUUAUACCAGGAACAAAAUGGUGUGGAACUGGAGAUAUAGCUGAAAAUUAUCACGAUUUGGGUCGAGAAGCAAAUAUUGAUAGAUGCUGUCGCAAUCAUGAUUUAUGCCCUGUAAAAGUAAGAGCUCAAACAUCACGUUACAACUUAAAUAAUAAUUCUUUAUAUACUAAAUCACAUUGUAGUUGCGAUGAAUUAUUUUACAUCUGUUUGAAAGCUACAAAAAAUUCAAUUGCUGAUCUUAUGGGCAAUAUAUAUUUUAACAUUAUAAGAGUACCAUGUAUAGAGGAUAUUUCAAGUCAAUGGAACCAAGAAUCUGAAAAGCAAUUUGUUCCAGUAAAAACAAAGUAUUAGCCUUCUUUAAUUGAUUUUUGUUACUGUAAAAUUUCUCAAUUUUAAACACGAUAUAAAUAAAUAUUAUCAAUAAAAACAAAUUACACGUAUUUUCCAUUUACAAAAAUAUAUAUACAUAUUAUUGCUG